CUCAGCUCCAUGGAUGGAUUGACCAAUCAACGCGCUGCUCAGACAAAAGUCAUCUGUUCAACUUCCUAGCGGGAAGCUGCUAUCUGGAACUGUCCUACGGACAGCAAGAUCAAUGAUAGAUACAUCAGCUAAACAGAGGAAGAUGAAACUAUCCCGAGCUGAAUAUAAAGAGAUAGCAAGAUGGACUGAACAGCUGAGACCCACCCGUCAGUGUAUGAAGAUGCUGAAGGAAAGAUUUCCAAAUCACUCGCAGUCCACUCUUCUGAGCAUCUUCUCCCUGGAGUACCAGAAACGAACCAAAAGAACAAUCUCAAGACACCAUGCACCAGAUGUUAUUGAAAGCCACUACCAAAGGUAUCUGAGUGAAGCCAAGGCACAUCCCACUGCUCCCGUCCUGCUGGAGCUGGCCAUUGAGGUGGAUCUGUCUCCUGCACUGAUGGCUCGUAUCAUCCUGGACAGAUUCCUUCAGGGCCUCGAGGGUGGAGUGUACUCUAAAACAGUCCUCAACAGCAUGCUCAAGGAGCCGUCGUUAAUUCCAGACCAAAUUUUGGCCAAUAACGUCUACCAAUGCACAAUAAAUGACUGCUGUUAUGGACCGCUGGUAGACUGCAUCAAACAUGCUAUUGGCCAAGAGCAUGAGGUGCUGCUCUGUGACAAACUGAAGGAGAGGAACCUUUCCUUUUUAGAUGAAAACCAACUGAGAGCUAUGGGCUACGACAAAACACCUGAUAUCAUCCUGGAGGUUCCCAUUGCGGUGGAGGGACACAUUGUACACUGGAUUGAGAGCAAAGCCUCAUUCGGAGACGACCACAGUCAUCGCAACUAUCUCAAUGAACAGUUCUGGAGCUACUGGAACAGAUUUGGUCCAGGCCUCGUGAUCUACUGGUAUGGUUUCAUAGGAGAGCUGGACUGUCAGAGAGACAGAGGUAUCCUGCUCAAAGACUGCUUCCCUACAGACAUUGUCACCCUGUGCCAUGCCGCCCAGCAGGACUGACUGCCACAAGAGCCAGAAUAAAGACAAAGAGUGAGAAAAGAUAAGGACUGGAGCAAAAAAAAAAGAUGGAAGGAAAGAGAGGAAGACGAGAAGGCGAGAAGGGUAGGAACAGGGGUGGAUGCUUAGAUCCGGAAGCAAUUUGGCUUUCCUGCUGUGUGAGACUUCUGGCAAAAAUCUGCCCUGAACUCCACCUGACCCUCUGUCUCUCCCUUUCUUCCUCUCUCCCUCCCUCCCUUUCUUUCACUGCCCCAAAGCAACCACAUGUAAAUAUACGCCAGCAUUUUGUAUAUCUGACAGCACGGGGUCACAUUCAUACCUGUGUGUGAAAACGCCGUCUUGGAGGCUUUCCUGGUUGUGGUCAGCUCCUGGCCCCUGGAUGGCCUCUCACAACGGACGGCCAGGGUGAGAGCCAGGGCCAAAGCAGGACAUAUGGCCCUUCGUUAUCACACCCAAAAGUCCUGGCCUUUGUCACUCCUUCCUCCUCUGCUCCAUAGGCAGAUAAGAGAGGUGCGGCCCGGGGGCUUGGUGGACGCCUGACUCUCACCUGCGUCAGUUAGUGCCCUUCCAUGGUUGUAAACAGGAUCAUUUCUGAUUUAAGCUGCUCACUGUGACCUUUUUCACCUUUCAUUAUAAAAUGUGUUGAGGGUAUAUUUUUCUUUUUUUUUGGCACACAUAACUAAAUUUCAUCACAUAAUUAUUAUCAGCAUUUUGUAUAUACUUCUUUAUUGUGAAACUAUAAAUUAAUUACCUGUAAUUGUUCAGAUUUUGGGUACAGUUUUUCACACAGCUCCCAAUAACCUCUUGUGAUGAGAUAACUCAACAGGUAUUUAUAUUUUACUCAUAGUCUGUACUGCAAUUAAUGAUUUCUUUCAUUAUUGAUUAAUGUGUUCAGUUAAGUAGUAAUCACAAAACAAUUGUUCACAUUUUGUCAACCAACGGUCCAAAACCCAAAGACAUUCAGUUUACAGUGAUAUAAAACAGAGAAAUGAGCUGAAUCCUCACAUAUGAGAAGCAUGUUUGGCACUUUCUGCCCUCACAAAUCAAAAAGAUGAAUUGAUGAUCAAAAUUUUAAAUUAAUUUUCUGUCUCUAUCGAUUAAUCAUUUCAGCACUGAUCAUAUAGUUCACAGGGUUAUUUAUUAGCCUUAAGUCUCUACUGUGUGCAUCCUAUAAGCUGUGUUAGCUAACAUUUGCUAACAUCAACUAGCAAGCCAAGUAGCCUGAAGUUAACAAUGUUUUCCACACAAAGGAUUAUGGCAUCCCAGAAAGCUGAGAUCACAGUCAAAUAAAAUGUGAAUUAAUUAGGUCUAUAUGUCCUUUCCAUGAGUGCACUGCAGCAUUGUAAAACAAUGUCCCACAGUUUAUGCUGUUAUCAGUUAAAAUAUGUUUGUGUGUUUAUUAUUAAUAAAUAAGUUUUCAUAAAUUA
Messenger RNA from Micropterus dolomieu (smallmouth bass), 2418 nucleotides. RefSeq names its product CDAN1 interacting nuclease 1 (gene cdin1). The record is from RefSeq and is a predicted model, not a curated record. Gene Ontology annotation, cellular component: nucleus; cytoplasm. Lineage: Eukaryota; Metazoa; Chordata; Actinopteri; Centrarchiformes; Centrarchidae. The coding region runs from base 113 to 994 and encodes 293 amino acids. Gene Ontology annotation, biological process: erythrocyte differentiation. The transcript is spliced from 12 exons.